Paramuricea clavata is the source of this 1947-nucleotide messenger RNA. The record is from the annotation of a GenBank genome assembly. NCBI's taxonomy places the organism in Eukaryota, Metazoa, Cnidaria, Anthozoa, Malacalcyonacea, Plexauridae.
AUGCGAAGUGGGCGUACAACAGUUGACUUACUGGGGGAUACAAUUUCGGCUCAGGGAUUGAAACCUGUUCAGAGAAAAGUUGAGGCAAUCCAGAACAUGGAAAGACCUGGAAACAAAACAGACCUCCAGAGAUUCCUAGGUAUGAUUAAUAGUCUUGCUAGAUACAUACCAGAUUUAUCCACUAGAACAAUGCCAUUAAGAAAGUUGUUAGACCAGAAUGUCUUGUGGAUGUGGAACAAUAAGCAAGAGAAAGCAUGGAAAGAAUUGAAGGAACUUGUUUCAAGCGAACCUGUGUUAAAGUUCUACGAUCCAAACAAGCCCAUAAAGAUUUCAACCGAUGCAAGUAGGAGUGGCUUAGGAGCAGUACUACAGCAGCUACAUGGUGAAAAUUGGCUUCCAGUAGCAUAUGCAUCGAGGUCAGUUACAGAUUGUGAGAGCAGGUAUGCAACAAUUGAACUUGAGACACUAGGCAUGACAUUUUCUUGUGAUAGCCUGCCUCGAAUACAGCGAUUGAGAUUACGAUUACAGAAAUAUGAUUUCAAACUUUUGUACGUUCCUGGUAAGUGGAUGCAUACACCAGAUGCAUUAUCCAGAGCACCCCUGAAGCUGGCAAGUAAGUCAGACCAUCAUGUUGAAGCUCAUCAUAGCAGUGCUACAAGUCACAGAUGAGAAACUAAAAGAGAUUAAAGAGGAAACCCAAAAGGACAAAAGAAUGAUAUCACUUCAAAAUACUAUCAUGCAAGGUUGGCCCAAUGAAAGAUCCAACACUUCUAACGAACUUCAUGCUUAUUGGAACAUUUGAGAUGAAUUAUCGGUACACCAAGGGCUGAUACUAAAAGGUUCAAAGAUGAAAAAAGAAAUCAACAAAGACGAGAAAAGAAAUCCUAAUAAAAAUUCAUUCAGCUCAUCAGGGCAGAGAGAAAUGCAAGCAACGCGCCGGACAAGUAGUAUUCUGGCCUGGAUUCAACAGUGACAUUGAUAACAUAGUUGAGAGUUGCGAGACAUGCCAACAACACCAGCAUAACCACCAGAAAGAACCAUUAAAGCCAUAUCCAGUUCCAACCCGUCCCUGGCAAGUGGUCGGCACAGAUCUCUGUGAAAUCAACAAGAAAGAAUACCUUGUCAUUGUGGAUGCAUAUUCCAGCUAUCCGGAAGUGAUACCUCUAUCAAGCCAAAGCAGUAAAGCUGUGAUUAAAGGUAUGAAAGUAACUUUCGCCAGACAUGGCAUUCCUGAUAUUGUUCAUAGUGAUAAUGGACCAUGUUACAGUAGUCAAUAGUUUGCUGAUUUCAAGACCAAAUGGGGAUUUAAACAUGUUACCAGUAGUCCUCAUUUCCCAUCCUCUAAUGGGUUAGUUGAGAAGGCUGUCCAGACAGUAAAGAAUAUUAUAAACAAAUCAAUUGAAAGCGGAACAGACCCGUAUCUCGGACUGUUAGCAUAUAGAUCAACACCACUUGACAAACAUAAGUCACCAGCUGAGUUACUGAUGGGAAGAACACUUGAAACAGAUCUUCCAGUUGUAGACAACCAGCUUAAUGUUAAAGAUUCCAAAGCAGUUGUUGCAUGGAAAACGAAGAAAAAAGAAAUCCAGAAGUCUUAUCAUGACAGAGAAGCCAAACCUUUUCCACCACUGAAGCAAGGUGAGAUGGCGAGAAUCUACGACCAAAAGAAGUUGAUGUGGGGAGAAAAGGCAAUGGUGAAAGGAAAAGAUUGCACCUCGUUCGUACAUAGUGGAAACCAAGGAUAAAGUUCAAUACAGACGAAACAGGAAACAACUGAGAAAAAUUACCUCGGAAGUCGAAGACGGAAAUGAUAAAAGUGCAAGCACAACGAAACGAGCGGAGAAACAAGUCGAGACAAAGUCGUUACCCUCGAAUGAAGUAUCAAGAGACAUAUCAAGAUAUGGUAGAACAAUAAAGAAACCUCGUAGAUUUGAACAACACACUUAA